AUGUACCUCGCCCUCUUCUUCCUGCCGUUCGGUCUGUUCUUCGACUUCAUGGACGGCAAGGUGGCGCGCUGGCGCAAAAAGUCGUCCCUCAUGGGCCAGGAGCUCGACUCGCUCGCCGACCUCAUCUCAUUCGGCGUCGCCCCAGCGUCGGCCGCCUACGCCCUCGGCCUGCGCACGCCGCUCGACCGCCUGCUCCUGACCUUUUUCGUCCUCUGCGGCCUCACGCGCCUCGCCCGCUUCAACGUCACCGUCGCCGUGCUGCCCAAGGACGCGAGCGGCAAGAGCCAGUACUUUGAGGGCACCCCGAUCCCCACGUCGCUCGCCACCGACAGCGUCAUGGCCUACUGGAUCUACACCGGUGCCGUCCUCGACAAGCUGCCACUCGGCACCCUCUUCGCCGGCUCCUUCCUUGAGUUCCACCCCGUCGCCCUCCUCUUCGUCGUCCACGGCUGCCUCAUGACGAGCCGCCGCAUCCGCAUACCGAAGCCUUGA
This is a messenger RNA of Verticillium alfalfae VaMs.102, 492 nucleotides long. RefSeq names its product CDP-diacylglycerol-serine O-phosphatidyltransferase. Gene Ontology annotation, cellular component: membrane. Gene Ontology annotation, biological process: phospholipid biosynthetic process. The record is from RefSeq and is a predicted model, not a curated record. Lineage: Eukaryota; Fungi; Ascomycota; Sordariomycetes; Glomerellales; Plectosphaerellaceae. Gene Ontology annotation, molecular function: phosphotransferase activity, for other substituted phosphate groups. The transcript has a single exon. The coding region runs from base 1 to 492 and encodes 163 amino acids.